UGGGCCCGGCGGAGAGCGGCGGAGCCGGCCCCGGUCCCGGUCCCGGUCCAGCCAUGGCGGCGGGGCCCCCCGGCGGCAGCCUCCGCUUCUUCCUCCUCUUCCUCCUCCUCCUCUCGCUGCUCUGCCUGCGCGGCCGCGGGCAGAGCUUCGGGCAGACGCGGUUCAUCUGCACCUCGGUGCCGCUGGACGGGGACAUGUGCGCUGCCACCGCGCCGGGCACCGGCUCCGCCGAGGAGCUGAAAAGUACGGUGCUGCAACUGCGGGAAACGGUGCUGCAGCAGAAGGAGACCAUCAUGAACCAGAAGGAGACCAUCCGUGAGCUGACGGCCAAACUGGGCCGCUGCGAGAGCCAGAGCGUGCUGGAGGGGCUGCCCGGCGAGGCCAAGGGCGGGGGGGCCGGCAGGAAGGCCGGCUUCUCCAAAAACACCAUGGGGGACCUGUCGCGGGCGCCCGCCGCCGAGACCCUCAGCCAGCUGGGGCAGACGCUGCAGUCCCUCAAGACCAGGCUGGAGAACCUGGAGCAGUUCAGCAGGAUGAACUCCUCCAGCCAGACCAACAACCUGAAGGACAUCCUGCAGAACAAAAUCGACGACCUGGAGCGGCAGGUGCUGUCCCGGGUGAACAGCCUGGAGGAGGGGAAGUUCAACCCCAAGAACGAGUCCGAGGAGCGCGGCAAGAUCGAGAGCACCCUCACGUCGCUGCACCAGCGCAUCAGCGACCUGGAGAAAGGCCAGAAGGACAACCGGCCCCCGGACAGGUUCCAGCUCACCUUCCCGCUGCGCACCAACUACAUGUACGCCAAGGUGAAGAAGAGCCUGCCCGAGAUGUACGCCUUCAGCGUCUGCAUGUGGAUGAAGUCCAACGCCUCCCCUGGCAUGGGCACCCCCUUUUCCUAUGCUGUGCCCGGGCAGGCUAACGAGCUGGUGCUCAUUGAGUGGGGCAACAACCCUAUGGAGAUCCUCAUCAAUGACAAGGUGGCCAAACUGCCCUUUGUCAUCAACGACGGCAAGUGGCACCACAUCUGCGUCACCUGGACCACACGGGACGGCGUGUGGGAAGCCUACCAGGACGGCACGCAGACCGGCAGCGGCGAGAACCUGGCACCCUACCACCCCAUCAAGCCCCAGGGGGUCCUGGUCCUGGGGCAGGAGCAGGACACGCUGGGCGGCGGGUUCGACGCCACGCAAGCCUUCGUGGGGGAGCUGGCCCACUUCAACGUGUGGGACAGAAAGCUGAGCCCCGGGGAGGUGUACAGCCUGGCCACCUGCAGCACCAAGGCGCUCGCGGGCAACGUCAUCGCGUGGGCCGAGGCCAACAUCGACAUCUACGGCGGGGCCACCAAGUGGACUUUCGAGGCCUGUCGCCAGCUCAACUAGGGCCACGGACAAGCGAGAGAAACCUCAUCGGGUUCUUUUUUUCUUUUUUCUUCUUUUUUUUUUUUCCCCUCCUUUUUUUUUUUGUUUUUGUUUUUGCGCAAAAACAACCCAGAACGAAGCCACCCGUCUCAUCCCGAGGAGCGGGGAUGCCCCCGGCAGCGGGGCCACCCACCCCCGGAGCCCCACGACCCUCUGGUUUCUGUCUUGCCAACGUCCUUCAACGCCUGCGUGCCUUGGCCUGGCGCGGCUGCGCCCCCCUCCCGCCGUCCCCGUCCCCCCCCCAACCCCCCCACCGGGCCCGGCCACCCGCUUCGCCGCUGCCUCCCCCCGCCGGGACGGCCCCGCUUUCCCUGGGCACCGGCGCCUUAAAAGGCUGCGGGGCCCGGACUGGAGCCCCCCCCUUGGGGCUCUUCUCCCUCCAGCCUGAAACCCCCCCCGCCCGGGGGGGGUGGUACCCCCGGAGCUGGGGAAGGGUUGCAACAUCCCCCCCCCCCUCAGUUGCACUCCCACCUGGGAUGCAGUAGCAGCCGGGACUCCGAGGAGGGGGUGACCCCCCCUCCCCAGGUAAGGGAACCCCCCCCCCACCUUCCCAGGCGAGCCCCGUUGCCCCCUUCCCCGGCCGGCGCUGCUCCCGAGCACCACAGCCAUAGCCCCGGGCUGCGGUGGGCACCGGGACGGGACCCCCCCGGACGGGACACCCCCCCCCCCCCCGCCGCCGGCCCCGCUCCCCGACCUGCCGCACUCAGGUACGUCCCCCCGGCCCCACCGCCUGCAGCCCCCCAAGGCCUCCUACGCGCCGUAGCUGGUGAAAAAUAGCCUUUACCGUCCCCUGGAAGUUUAGCUACCACUGAAAAGUCUGAAGCCUUUCUGCUUUUGAUAAUACACUAUAUUAUUUCUCUUACUGUAAAGGGAAGUUUAUUACCAAUAAAAAAAAAAGGGUAUUUUUAUGAAGAUAAAAAAAAUAUAGAAUUAAGCAGUGCUCCCUGAGAAAAAAGUACUUUGAGAUUCUGCAGGAAAAAAAAGAGAUAAAGAAGCGUAUUUUGAAAUAAUAGAUGCAUUUUGUAUGGUUUGCUUUUCUAAACUCCUGGUUUGUACUACAGAUUGCAGAAAUCACCCCCCAGCCCCCCCCACUGACCCCCCGAGGGCUGCCCUGGGUGGCAGUGGAGGAUGAGGCAGAGAAUUCCUACAGGGCUCCAGAGCCUCCCUGACCGACUCCAAAGAUGUGGCAAAGAGACGUGCAGCGUGGAGGGGCCCCUACGGAGCCGGGCAAGGCCACGGCCGCCCCCGGCCGGGAGCACAGAGCUGGCCCAGCCACCGUCGCUUCGGGGAACCAGCGUCCAGCCGAAGAGCAGCACAUGCAGCGACACACAACCCCCGAGAUCGAAAUACCUUCGUACGAACUGUGGCUCAGGGCAGCAUAUUUUAAACUGUGCUCUUUUUAAAAAAAAAAAACCAAAAAAAACCCAACAAAAAACCACCAAACAAAAUCCAAAACCAUCGUGAGUUAAUUUAAGUUCCUCCUAAGAACCUGUUCACAUCAGCAAAGCGACAAGCACAACCUGCUGAGAAGAACAAGACCACUGAAAAGGUUUCACCUACAGUCCCAGGUGCGUCGGAUUUGCCAAAAAAUUAAAAGGGUGUGAUGUCAACACAAUGUAUAUAGUGUAUAGUAGGGGAGAGAAUAAACGUAUCUUAAUUUGUCAUUAUUUUGCUAACCAAAGCUGUACAUUUUUCCUGUUACUUGCUCUCUUUGUCUCCUUUGGGUUUUGAAUGGGUUACAAUAUACUACGCAUCCAGUCCGCAUCAGCAGUUCUGAAAAUGCACUGUUUCUACUGAUACUCAUGCUUUUUCCAUUUUAUUGCCGAGAUUACAUGAAUUGUUGACUUUAUUUUUACACAAUAAAGAGUGAAGAAAGACA
Molecule: messenger RNA, 3294 nt
Organism: Harpia harpyja (harpy eagle)
Lineage: Eukaryota; Metazoa; Chordata; Aves; Accipitriformes; Accipitridae
Gene: NPTX1
Product: neuronal pentraxin 1
Exons: 5
Coding region: 54-1376 (440 amino acids)
Biological process (GO): axonogenesis involved in innervation
Cellular component (GO): neuron projection; plasma membrane
Source: RefSeq, a predicted model, not a curated record